Cornus florida is the source of this 945-nucleotide messenger RNA. Its product is annotated as 21 kDa protein-like. The record is from RefSeq and is a predicted model, not a curated record. Gene Ontology annotation, molecular function: enzyme inhibitor activity. Bases 152 to 760 code for a protein of 202 amino acids. The transcript has a single exon. Gene Ontology annotation, biological process: negative regulation of catalytic activity. Lineage: Eukaryota; Viridiplantae; Streptophyta; Magnoliopsida; Cornales; Cornaceae.
AUAUGCACACAAUAAAAACACACACAAACUAAUCCACCUGACAAUUAAUAGUGCCCUAUAAAAUGGCAUAUUGACCAGUACUCCUCAACCUGCAAUAUACAAGUAUUUAGUGAGAGCCAGAGGAGGGAAAUUAAGAUAUCUAUAGAGAGAGAUGGAAGUUUACACUCUUAAGAACUCAGGUUCACACCAUGUGCUCACAUUCCUCCUCCUAACUCUUCUUCUAUUCAUCACACACAUUCAAGCUGCCAAAACACCCACAACCUACACAAACUUCAUCAAAACCUCUUGCAAUUCAACCACAUAUCCCUCACUUUGCUACAAAUCACUCUCUUCCUACGCCGCCUCCGUCCAAACCAACCCGAAAAAGCUCUGCAACGCCGCCCUCACCGUCACCAUACAGGCCGCUCGCAACACUUUGGACACGGUAUCAAAGCUGGCUGCACAGAAGGGACUCACGAGCAGCGAAGCAGCGGCCAUCAAAGACUGCGUCGAGAAUGUAGGAGACAGCAUCGACGAGCUCAAGCAAUCUCUGAAGGCAAUGGGAGGUCUGGGGAGUAGUACUGAUGUGGAUAAAGAGUUUCUGAUGAGCAGUGUCAAGACAUGGAUGAGUGCCGCCAUAACGGACGAGGACACGUGCACCGAUGGCUUCGCUGGCCGGAAAGUGAGCGUGAGUGUGAAGAACAAGGUGAGGAGCAGCAUCUUGGGUGUUGCCAAACUUACCAGCAAUGCUCUGUCUCUCAUCAACCACCUCACUUAUUAAAUUUAAACUACUACUUGUUUAAGGUUUCUAAUUUGUAUCCGAAAUGGAACUGCAUCCAUGUUGUGAAUGAUGUGUGUGUGUUUAUUUUUAACUUUCGUUCUCUUGAUUGUGCUGUCCAUCAUAAUUUGCAUUUUUGGGUGAAUAAAAAUAACAGGUGCACAUGUGAGUCACUUUAAAUUCUAAAA